Molecule: messenger RNA, 2502 nt
Organism: Scatophagus argus
Lineage: Eukaryota; Metazoa; Chordata; Actinopteri; Scatophagidae
Gene: popdc2
Product: popeye domain containing 2
Exons: 4
Coding region: 417-1565 (382 amino acids)
Cellular component (GO): sarcolemma
Molecular function (GO): cAMP binding
Source: RefSeq, a predicted model, not a curated record
CUGUUAGCUCUCCAGUGCAGGCCAGUGGGUGAGUGAAACAGACAGAAGAGCACAGCAAGAGAAACGACAGGAAGACUUAGCAGGGAAAGACGGUGGGAGAAAGUCAGAGGAGAGAGGAAGGGACGCAUAAUGAGAGAAGAAGACGAAACCCAUUCCAGCUGUGUUUCUAUAACAAAUAGAGCCGUGAGAACUUCUUCAUAUUGAAGAAUUUUCCACAGCACGCCAAGGGAACAAACAUUUACUCCUCACAUUUUUGCUCAGGAUUAGCUGUUUAUUUUUGUUCAAGUUUUUGUUGAAACUAAAUUUGUAGUCGUAACUGUGGAUGGGACAAAAUUAGCAGAGAAAUCAUUAGACAAGAAGUAUUUUUGGUCCUUUGUUUUCUGCAUCAAGAGGUUUGCAUUUGAAGAGUUUCGAACAUGAGCACAGACAACUCGACUCUGCUGGACAGCCUGUUCUUUGCGCCUCUCUGUGAUGGCUGGAGCAACAACACAGAGGGGGCCUUCUACCACCUGGGCAACACCUUCCUCUUCCUGGGCUACAUGGGAGGAAGUGGGGCCUAUGGGUGCCUCUUCAUCUUUGGCUUCCUGACCCCCGCCUUCUCAUGCCUGACCCUGUGGGGCUGGCUGACGAUGUGUGGCCUGGACGUCUUCACCUGGAACCUGCUUCUGCUGCUGGCCUGCUUGGCUCAGAUCUGCCACCUCCUCUACCGGCUGCACCAGGAGGGCGUACGCAGCGAGGAGCUGAUGUCCCUCUACCAGGCAGUCUACCUGCCAUUGGGCGUGCCCAUCCAGGUGUUCAAGGAGAUCACAGGUGCCUUUGACAACAAGGUGGUGGAGCUGAAGGCAGGAGAAACAUACGCUGUGGAGGGCAAGACGCCCAUUGACCAGCUCUCAUUUCUGCUGUCUGGGAGGAUCAAUGUAUCUUUGGAAGGCCAGUUCCUGCAUUACAUCCACUGCCACCAGUUCCUCGACUCACCAGAGUGGGAGUCUCUCAGACCAAAGGAGGAGGGAAAGUUCCAGGUCACCCUGACAGCAGAGGAAGACUCCCGCUACAUCUCGUGGCGUCGUCGCCGUCUCUAUUUGCUAAUGUCAAAGAAACGCUACAUCGCCCAUCUCUUCUCUGUCAUGUUGGGCUACGACAUUGCUGAGAAGCUCUACAAUCUCAACAACAAGCUCUACAUUAAGAGUGGCGUGCUACUGGACAUCCGCCUUCCCAGCCUCUACCAUGUGCUGGCCCCCUCCUCACAGAGCAGUGAGGGCGGCAGCGGCAGUGACGGCGGCAUCACCAAGGAUCAGCAAACGGAACAGCAACGAGAAGACCCAACACCGGCCUACCACAGGUCUAAUCCAGCCCAGUCUAAGCCCCUCCAACCCCACCUGCAGGGACCAAGGCAGACCAGUAUGGGUGAAUCGCAGGCCCCCCAGCAUGACCGUCAUCAGCACCCAUGGGCGUCAGACCCGGAACUGCCCUCUGGUGAGGACUCCACCAGCCUGGUUCUGGAGGACUUCGCUGAUGUGGCGGGCUCCUUAAUGGACUAUGGCAGUGAGAGGGAUUAUUUGAGGUAGAGGGGCAGGGUGUUGGAGCUAACACACUGGGUCACCACUUAAGCUACAUGAGGUGAUAGUGAAUGGAACAUACCACCUCGAUUCCAGAGGGGCAGAGCACCGCUGGCUCCCACCGACACUCCCAAACUCUGAGAACAGUCUCUCCUAGAAACACGAUAGCAUUUUAAGUACUGCGGUAUGAAUGUAUCACGGGUCACUUGCUUUGACGCUGCCACAACAAUGUGCUCCUUGUUAUUUCUUUUUAAAUUACAGUUUUGAAUGAUAAGACAGCCAAUAUUGCCAUUUUUUAAACAAUCAAUAUUGGGGGCUGGGCUAUUUAAUGCCCAAAAAUUACAAGUAUUUUAUGUUGCCUAAAAGGUUUGGUAUAUUCUCAUUCAGGCUGUGCGUUGCUCCUAAAAGUCAAGAUAAAAUGAAAAAUGCCUUUUUAACAGUCAGCAGUCAGCUAGAGGAAAUUCCGUUUCAUCUUGACAUGGGGACCCAACACAUCUAUAUAUUUCAGUGAAACUCGUGGAUAUUUUAGCAUUUCAGUAAUGGCAUUUAUAAAAUCUAUAAUUUACAAUUGAGUAAUUCGGUAACAUUUAUAUUGUGUUAUUAAACAUCUGUCCAAUUAAGAUGCUGUAUCCAACAUUUAAUAAACUGUUAACGGUCAUUCGCAGUUUAAUUUAAAAAACAACUACACCGCCAUCUGUGGCAAGUGGACCUGGAACACAGAGUACAGAGGGACAGCCUUCACUUUGUUACUUACCAGCACAUUAAAUGUCUGAAAUGAUAUUUUAUGUUAGAAAAUAGAUUCUGUGAUACUGAAACAGAUGAAUGUGGUUGUCAUCUCACUUAUAUCUGAUUUUAGAUGUAUGCUUGUUUGAUUCAUACUUGAUUUCACAUAAUUUAAUUUAAUGUUGUUUAUUUUCACAAAUCACACAUACUCAGCGCUACAAAG